This is a messenger RNA of Catharus ustulatus (Swainson's thrush), 1727 nucleotides long. RefSeq names its product suppressor of cytokine signaling 1-like. Gene Ontology annotation, molecular function: 1-phosphatidylinositol-3-kinase regulator activity. Bases 264 to 947 code for a protein of 227 amino acids. The transcript is spliced from 3 exons. The record is from RefSeq and is a predicted model, not a curated record. Lineage: Eukaryota; Metazoa; Chordata; Aves; Passeriformes; Turdidae. Gene Ontology annotation, biological process: phosphatidylinositol phosphate biosynthetic process. Gene Ontology annotation, cellular component: phosphatidylinositol 3-kinase complex.
GCCGCUGUCGCCCCGGCACUGAGCGCUCGCUCGCACCGGAGGCAGCGCCGCCCGCCUGUGGUCCCGGAGGUGCCGAGAGAUGGAUUUGCUCUUGUGUAAAGCUGUGCAAAAACUGGGAAGUGCUGCAUCAGAGCUUUUGAACUUGGACAACUUCCAGUCCUGACAUCCAGAAACUCAUCCCUAUGGGUGGCAAAGAGGCUGGAUGCAAAGGAGGAAGCAUGGUAAAGGCAGCAUCUUCCCAGGAUUCAUGGGCUCUUUGAGAGAUGAUCAGAGGGAGGCCAGAUGAUCUACACAACACACACACCACUGUUUCUCGUCUGCAAAGGCAGCAUCGGAGUGUUCUCCCCAGCCCCGCGCCACCCGGCUUGCCCGAUCGUUUCCGGAUGUUUCGCAGCUGCGAAUGGGAAGUCCUGGAGCGAUCCCUCAAUAUCCUCCAGGCCAGUGACUUCUACUGGGGCCCCUUGUCCGUGGGGGAGGCUCACGCCAAGCUCCAGCGGGAGCCUGUAGGCACCUACUUGGUGCGGGACAGCUCGCAGGGGAACUGCUUGUUCAGCCUGAGCGUGCGGAUGCCCACGGGGCCCGUCAGCCUUCGAAUCUCUUUCCAGGAGGGCUAUUUCCGCCUCAAGAACUGGUUUUCAGACUGUGUGGUUCGGCUGCUGGAGCUGGUGGUGGCAGGGACCCGGAACAACCCCUUGCACUUUGAUGAGAUGGGGGGAACUCCCCUGGUCUUCUCUGAGCCCUUGUGCCGGAGCCGCCGGGCAGUGCCCACACUGCGAGAAUUGUGCUGCCGGAGCCUCCCUGCUGGUGCCAUGACAGAGGACAGAGCAGGGCUGGGAGGCUCCUUGGGGAUGUGUCUGAGGGAAGAGGAGUUCUCAUCCCUGGACAGAAGGGGUGGGUCAGAGGGGACUGUUGGCCCCAGGCCCUCUCUGUCCUGGGCUGGGAGAUGAUGCCAUGCAUGUGGGAGAUGAAGGGAGAUGACUCUUUUAUGACUGUGCUGGUGGGAUGUGCCACACCAGUGAGGCUGGACUGGCUGCUGGGAGAGGAAGGGGGAGGACAGAGGGAGCAGAGCUUGAACACAGUGGCUGUGACAGAAGUGUCCUCCUAUAUACACAGUGAGUGCGACUUUCCCCAGACAUGCCUGGGGUAAAGCCAUACCUGAAGAGCAGACAUUUCCACUGCCAGCAAGUCCUGCUCUUUGCUCCAUUUAUAACUUAAAAGUUUCAGAAAAAGGUGAGUUGCCUGUCCUCCCAGGUCAGCCCUGUGUUCUCUUCUACCCCAAAAUUCUUGAGCGCAUUUCUGCCUCAAAUCUGCCCUUGUGGAGUGCAGCUGAGUCCAGUCCCACAGCAGUGCAGCUUGGACAUUGACGGGCAUGACCCUUGUGCUGGCCCACGAAGCUGUGGUGAGGCAAGAGCACAUUUCACUCCUUGCAGCACAAAUGUGAUGCCUGUUACUUCAGUGGCCAGUGUUUGCACCAAGUGAAACCAUUGCAGCCAUGUAUGAUACAUGCAGCUUCACUGGCUUAUGCAUUGCUUUAUUCAGUUGGAUUUUUGGGAGUGAAGAUGGGUUAUGCUGUACUUAAGGGCAUGGCAUUCCUGCAGAGAUAACCCUGGCUUGGAGAGUUGUACGUGCCCUGGCAGGGUGUGAAGAGAUGGGAUCUUGCACCCUUUCUUAAGCUCAUCUGAUAGUGUGCUGCUGCCAUCUGUCGAGCAUCAGAAGACGUUUUGGUU